GGUCGCUGUAAGACUCCCCGGUAUUAUCACAGAAGAGCAGAAGAGGAUGUUCAGCCGCUGCUGCUGCUGUGGCUGAACAUGGACGGUCGCGCUUUCGGUUCAGGGUUCUCCAGCUGGAGAGGAGGAUCUUCCAUGAGAGGUUCAGGUGACUUUGACCUCUAUGGCAGUAAGGACUCUAUGUCCAGGAGAGGCAGUUUUGGAGAUGAAGGUUAUGAUGGCGGUGGGGGGCCGAUGAACAGACGUCUGUCCGGGAGUCCUUUUAUCUCCCCUUCAAGGACAAGGGCAGAUGACCUCAUCAGCAAAAUCAACCAGCAGCUCGACGUGCUCACACAGCUGGAGGGAAGCAUGAACCGAAGGGGUCGCAUGGACAGGUUUGACCAGUAUGAGUCUGUCGACUCACGUUCCUCUGCCCUUGGUCCCCGCGAUCUCUACAGAUCCAGUAACUAUGGUUACGAUGACUCCUGGGGCGAGAUGACGGCCCAGCGUGAAGGUGUGGGCUUUGGUCCAAUGGGUGGACCUGGAGAUGGAGGUGACUUCGACAGUUCCGCCUCCUUCAGAUCCGCCAAAAUGUGGCAGGCUCGAGAUGCCUUCUCGGGCUCCGGCUGGGGGGCGGGACAGAGGUCCCCACACAGGGGUGGAGCACCAGGGGGGUACGGCUUUGGCGGUAGGCAAGAUUCCUUCUCUGUGGGGGGUGGAGGUGGGCGGAAGGGAGGGCAGGACAAGCUGCCAUCACUCCUGGCCCACCGCGUAUACCCCACGAGUGGGGCCUUCCAGCCUCAGCGUGGCUCCCAGGACUAUCCUGACCGGCACUUUGGAGGGGGCCGAAGGGCCAACCGACAACGCAGCCGCAAGAAACCCCUGAAACAACAGGUGAAAUCCCAGCAGGAUGGACAGAAGAAGAGGAAGCACUCUGAGACUGCAACUGAUGAGCCAGACUCUAAAAUGGCCAAGACUGAAACUGCAGGAGACAAGACCAGCGAUGCAGGUCCAGCAAAUCAGGAUGAGGACACUAAGGAGACUGAAGCUGCAAACACUGCCUCCGAAACAGCAGCUGAAGGAAAAAGUAGUGCUUUGUCUGCUGAAGAGGAACUUUCUCAGCUGAAAGAGAAGCUGCACAAAAAAACGGUUCCAACCUCUGCCAAGUCUGACAAUGCAGAUCAGACAGAUGAGUCUAAGCAGGCUGGAGCUUCUGCCACGCAGGACACCAAUCCAGAAGCUGAAGGACAGAGCAGUGCUCUGUCCAUUGAGGAGGAGUUGUCUCAGCUGAAGGCGAAGCUGCAGGGCAAACAGAUUUCCGAUGAAAUCAAACCAAAGAAGAGGCGAGGCUUCUUUGAAAUGUCGGGCGUAAAGAUCACUGCUCGGAGAAUAUCUUUUGUAUGUUCGGUAUGCAAGUUCCGCUCAUUCUACAGCGAGGACAUGGCAGCCCAUCUGGAGAGUCAGUUCCACAAGGAUGUCUUUAAGUUCCUGGCCAGCCGCCUCAGCAAACGCACCAUGGACUUCCUGCAGGAGUAUUUGAAUGUUAAGCAUAAGAACAUGGAGAAAACUGUCAGUAGGAUAAUGAAUCACAGUGCUGCCAUCUGCCAGCUCUACAAAGAGCAGGAUCUGACCCGAGACAUUGAAAUGGAGCAUUUCAUGAAGAAAGUAGAGGCGGCUCACUGUGCAGCGUGUGAUCUCUACUUUCCCAUGCAGUAUUCACUCAUCCAGAAACACCUCAAAUCUCCUGAUCACAACUACAACCGCAAGCGCAUGAUGGAGGAGUGCAAGAAGUCUGGUUUGACUGUGGCUCGAAGCAUCCUGAACCACAAACCCAUUCAGCAGAAACUGGAGCACUACCUGAAGGGUGAAAACCCUUUUGCUGAUGAACCAGACGACCAGGACCUCGAGGACUCCAUGGUGAUUGAGGCUCCAGAAGCUAAUCCGACCAGUGAGAAACCAGAAGUGAAACAGGAAGAGGAGGAAUCAGCAGGUUCAUUUCCAGCUGAAGAGGCUUUAGGGAAGCCAGUGGAGCAAGAAAAGCAAGAGGAACAUGAACAAGAGGAACAUGAAGAGCCAAAGAUAAAGCUGAAGGAAGGUGAAGGAGCAGAAGAGAUAGAAGGAAAUCAAAUAAAAGAAGAGAAAGUGGAGGAGGGUGAUGUAUAGGGGGGACAUAGGGCUCUCUAGUGAGCUUUUGGAGCUUUUUUCAGGGAGGGGGUCACAGUUACUCUCGUUUAUGAAGAUAGAACCGGCUGAACUUACGGACUGAUAGUUUUAACCGUCCACAAAAAUAUAAGUUGAAUGUUUAUAUUAAUUUGUUCUUUUGUUAUUGCUCUAUUUCAGUUAAUUUCAAGCUUCCGCUGGACUAGUCUUUUAGUUCAGUUCCAGGAAUAAUCUGACACUGUUUCCAGGACAGGGAUUGAGCAUAGUGCUGGACUAGAUAAUAUUUUGAAUUCAGAUUUUCUAUUUGAACAAAAAAAGUAUAGUCCAUGACAGGUUUAAUCCCUGUUUAAGAAAGUCUGAAGUUAGAAUUGGGCUGGGUUCAGAAUAAGGCUCAGUGUCAAAGUUCAAUAGUUUUAUGGCACUGACUGAAUUACUUUAAUACUGCUGCAUAUCAAAAUAUUUAAUAUAAUUAAAAAGCAGAUUUCAACACAUACGUAGUUGGUCUUAUCAGGAUCUGUUAGCCAAUUUGCUAGACUGCUAAUUGGCUGUCUAAACUGCAUUUAAUCGUCAGCAUGUUGUUAACAUCAGCACUAUGUAAUUACUCUGCAGUUUGUUGCGAAAUAUACUCACUGCCAGCACCUCAUGCUCAUUUUUAGUUUAAGCCACACCCACUUUGAGUUUUAUUGUUUAGGAAUUGGUAUCAAAGUCAAGCCAUCAGUGUCGAAAACUUUUUCAGUAAAACUUUAACUGAAGGGUAGAAUCCUUAAGACUACAUGACACAUAAGCCUUUCAUGAUAACUGGCAAACCUGCAUAAACAUGUAGGAAGGCUUAUUCCAACAAAGGUCAGUUUAUAUAAAGGAUGCUUUUGUCACUUUUUGUCAGUUCACCUGAGCAAGGGUUGUGAUAACUGACAGUUGUCAGUAUGUCAGUUGUCACGGAAGGCUUACGUAGGUGUUCUGUAGCCUUAUGAAUGCUGCCCUGUAGUGCAGUGACCAAAAUUUUAACAAUACCUAGCCCAAGCAGUUCCAGAGCAGCCUGCACCAAAUUAGUAUGGAUCCUCAGGAGCAGGGUGGGAGAUACCUGCUGUUUCCUUUGAAUAUACCCCUGUGUCUCUUUCACAGUGAAAUGGUCAUUUAACGUAGAAACUGAAGAUAUUCGUGAUGUUUCAUUUCUUCUGUGAUGUGACAUCAAUAUUCUAAAUGGCGCCUCAAUAUUUUUUUUUUUAGAUCUGAGGGAGUUUGUUUUCUUUGUGUUUCCAUACAAGGGCUUGUACUUGUUACAUUUGUGGAUGGAAAAAAGUUUGUAUGUUCAGAACAUUCUUCAUUAAAGACAGUUAUUUGGAUAUUUUUA
Messenger RNA from Colossoma macropomum (tambaqui), 3487 nucleotides. Its product is annotated as A-kinase anchor protein 8-like. The record is from RefSeq and is a predicted model, not a curated record. The coding region runs from base 79 to 2139 and encodes 686 amino acids. Lineage: Eukaryota; Metazoa; Chordata; Actinopteri; Characiformes; Serrasalmidae. The transcript has 16 exons. Gene Ontology annotation, cellular component: nucleus. Gene Ontology annotation, molecular function: DNA binding.